Entrophospora sp. SA101 is the source of this 900-nucleotide messenger RNA. The record is from the annotation of a GenBank genome assembly. Lineage: Eukaryota; Fungi; Glomeromycota; Glomeromycetes; Entrophosporales; Entrophosporaceae.
AUGGACAAUUUAUCAAUAAGAGAUCAAUUUUUGAAGGAUCAACCAACAGUCAGGAAGGAGACUGUUGACGAUGAGGAGAUGGUAAUUAUUACCUUGGAUAAUGAAAGUAAUAAAAAGGGAUAUAAAUUCAAAAUCCCUGUAUUCCAAUUAUCAAGUCGCGAUGAUGACUGGUUCAUGUUGUCAUCAGAUGUAGCAAGUACCUUGGGAUUCAAUGACAGUUAUUUGCUACAUCUAAGAAAUCCCAUAUUAAAGUUACUACCAACCACUGAUGAAGAGAAAAAUUAUUUAUGUGAAUUAGGGCUGAUAGACCAUUUUACCAGGUCCCGCAAUGCCACAAUUGUGUAUGCUUGGCUGGCAUACUUUAUUUUUGGAACAAAAAUAGUACACGGCGGUAGGAGAAGUCGAGAUGAUGAUAUAAGCGAUCAUGAAGAUGUUUGUAACAUUCUAUCUAAACAAUGUAAUCUCAAGAGACCCAAAAAUAAAUUAAAAAACUUGGAUGAAGCAACAUUGCAACAUCACAGGUUAGUUUCAGUAAGAGAUUAUAAUGCUCGGUUAAAGGUGAAUAGGAAAGAAAAACCAUACCACUAUGACCCGCAUACAAACAUUGUACAGCUUCCUAAUGACACUCAGUCAACAUAUUUGAAUGUUGAGUUCAUACCACAACAUCGUAUGGAACCACCAGGAAUGAUAACAUAUAUUGAAGAGAAACCAAGGGAUAUGAUAGCAAAAUUAAGUGAAGAUAUUUUAGAAAUUAUACCGUCAGAUAUUCGAGCUAUAAUUGAGAAAGUGAAAACUGACGAAGAUGCAGCAGAACGAGAGAAGGAAUUGAAAUUAUAUGCCGCUAAUCAAUACCCAUUAGCUUUAAUGGACAAUCAAAUCCAACAACACAUACCAAUGUAA